AUGGCGGCAUUUCGCCGGUUUCGCGCGCUUUGCGUUUCACGAUAAAGCUCUUGAAACGAAAGUAGUUGCUGUUCAGUAACUUUAAUCGUUCGCGCUUUCCGUAGAACGAAACUUCACCGUAUUACGCGGGUGUGAGCGCAGCAGCUGGCAUGGAUCAGCCGUGGAUGCGCCAGGACGAUGACGAUAGCGAAGAUGAAGGCAGCACCGUGGACUUCGGGCAAGCCGUGGACGGCAUCCUCUUUCUUAUCGACGCCACCGAAGGCAUGUUUGAAGAAGUCGACGGUGACACCGCUUUCAUGCAGUGCGUUAAGGCUGCAAAGUCCACAAUGCUGAACAAGAUCACAAGCAGUCCAAAGGACCUCGUGGGGAUAAUACUUUUUGGCACAGACAAGGACAACAACCCCAAUCGCUUCAAGAACGUGUUCGUGCUGCAAGACCUCGAAAGUCCGGGCGCAGAAACUGUUCUCAAGCUGGAGAAGCUGAUUGCCGAUGGCCCCAAGAAGUUCAAGCAAGAGUACGGGCAUGGCAGUGUCAACAUGGCCGAUGUCCUGUGGACUUGCGCCCUUAUGUUCUCUAAAUCCCGUGCGGGGCAGCGUCGAGUGCUGGUGCUGACCAAUCAGGAUGAUCCUCACAAGGGCUCGGCAGAUCUUGACGACAAGGCAGUGGUCAAGGCCAAGGAUCUUUUGCAGUCGGGCAUUGAGCUCGACCUGGUUCACCUGAAGCCACCUGGAGACAAGAAAUUCCGACCACAGAUCCUCUACCAGAACCUGGUGACUAAUAAAGAGAACUACGAGGAUGGUUUCCCCGAAGCUUCCGACAAAAUGGAGGAACUUUUAUUGAGGGUACGGAUGAAGGACCACAAGAAGCGGCGUCUCAUGUUGUUGCCCUUUUGGCUGGGACCCGAAGUGAAGAUGUCCGUCUCCCUCUACAACCUGGUGCGGGCCACAGGAAAGCCCGCCACCACACGCCUUGCCAGGGACACCAACGAGGAACUGCUCUCUCGUCGAAUCACCUAUGCAAUGGACUCUGCGGAAGCACUCAUGCCAGGUGAUCUAUCAAAGACGCAAGAGUAUGGCGGUAGGAAGGCGUACUUUGACAUUUGUGAAGUGAAGCAGAUCAAGGCAAUGGCACCUCCAGGCUUGAUGCUGCUCGGCUUCAAGCCGCUUAGCUACCUGGAAAAGCAGCCACACGUGCGACCGAGCCACUUUGUGUACCCGGACGAGGGUUCCGUGCGGGGAAGCACACGCCUCUUUGCAGCCUUGCUGCAGAGCUGCCUGCGACAUCGUGUGGCCCCCGUGUGCUUCUGGAUCUCACGUGCUGCCCAGGCACCCAAGCUGGUCUAUCUCUUGGCACAGGAGGAGGAACGCGACACACACGGUCUCCAGAUGGUUCCACCAGGAUUCCACGUGGUACAGCUGCCCUUCAGCGACGACCGCCGUCGGCUGCAAGCACUCCAGGAGGGCACAACAAAGGCCACCCCUGGAUUGGUUGCCUUGGCCCGGGAGAUGGUGGAGAAGCUACGAUUCACUUAUCAUCCAGACAAGUUUGAGAAUCCAGAGCUGCAAGGGUUUUGGAGCUGCUUGGAAGCCCUGGCUCUUGAUCGGGAUGAUGCGGAACACCCCGAGGACUACACACGUCCCAACCACGAGAAGAUGAAAGCUAAGGCUGGAGAGGAGAUGGACGCCUUCUUGGAAGCUGCAUUUCCGGAUGGGUGCAGCGCCACUACUGCAGGAUCCAGGAAGCGGGCACAAGCCGGAGAGGGGGGCCCAGCAAAGAAGGCACGCUCGGAAAAUCAGGGCAGCACUGUGGAUGUCCGUGAAGAGGCCAAGCGUGGCAAGCUGGCCAGCCUCACGGUCAGUGUCCUGAGGGACUUCUGCAAGCAAGAAGGCCUCCGCUGCCCAUCGAAGAAGGCGGAGAUCGUUGAUUGCAUCAAGAAGCAUCUCAAGCUUUAAAGUGUACCUCAACCCUGCCCAGUUUUGAACGUUGAAUCGGAAUGCAAGGAGCCAGUGUCCUGGAAUAUAAAAAUGGCAGUGGAAAGAUUGCUACGGU
Messenger RNA from Rhipicephalus sanguineus (brown dog tick), 2049 nucleotides. It is a transcript of the gene Irbp, whose product is annotated as ATP-dependent DNA helicase 2 subunit 1. The record is from RefSeq and is a predicted model, not a curated record. Gene Ontology annotation, molecular function: telomeric repeat DNA binding; DNA helicase activity; double-stranded DNA binding. Gene Ontology annotation, biological process: cellular response to X-ray; cellular response to gamma radiation; telomere maintenance. The coding region runs from base 150 to 1952 and encodes 600 amino acids. Gene Ontology annotation, cellular component: Ku70:Ku80 complex; nucleus. NCBI's taxonomy places the organism in Eukaryota, Metazoa, Arthropoda, Arachnida, Ixodida, Ixodidae. The transcript has 16 exons.